Messenger RNA from Trichomonas vaginalis G3, 780 nucleotides. RefSeq names its product KilA, N-terminal/APSES-type HTH, DNA-binding family. The record is from RefSeq and is a predicted model, not a curated record. Lineage: Eukaryota; Parabasalia; Trichomonadida; Trichomonadidae. The transcript has a single exon. The coding region runs from base 1 to 780 and encodes 259 amino acids.
AUGUCAACAACAGAGAACACAACAACAGUUAUAGUCCAUGAAGCUAUAAAUGAAGAAUAUGAGUGGGUUCAGUUUAACAAACAACUCCGUCUCAUUCGUUCGGUCAAAGACGAUAUGUACCAAAUGCAAAGUAUUUUGACAGCAUGUUUUGCUCCAGAUACUAAGAAACCACAAGACUGGUUUGAAUUAAAUAGCACUCAUGAACUCCUCAGUGAGUUUGAACAUGAAGAACUUAAAAAGAUGUACCAAGACAGACAAAACUUACCAUCACAUCUAAAAGGUAUAUAUGUUCAUACGUUCCUAGUUAGUUCAAUAGCAAUGUGGGCUUCACCUCGUUAUGCAAUCUACAUACUUAUGCUACUUGACGAACUUUGUACAAAGCAGAGAGAAGAUAUGAUGAAAGAAGACAAAAACAUACAGAAAAGAAUACCACGUUCGGUACCAAAAGGAAAGGAAAAGAACUAUAAGUAUAUGAUUUACACUGAAGAGAUGGAAAAUGAAGAAGACAGAGAUAUGGUUAUGUUGCAUUUAGUCAGAAGAAACAACAAAAGCUUUUACGACCUUGCUAAGAUUUACAAAUCUGACAGAAAUUGGUUCUAUCGCGAAAACUUACCGAUUUCAAUGACACCGAAUGAAGAUGUGAAACAAAUAGUUCAAGAUACGUUACCUCAAACACACUAUGAUAUUAAAGGUUGUACAAUACUUACAUUCAAAGAAGAUUUGCCGCUACUGAAGGAAAAGAUAACAGAGUAUUUUGACAACUUCAAACAAGCAGGGUAG